UCCCCCUUCUCUUUCCCUAUACUCUCACUUCAUUCUCUGAAAGAUCCCUCAUGUCCCUUUCUUUCCUCCGAUCACUCUCCUUCACUCCCCAAACCCUAACCCUAAUAUCCUCCAUCCAUGUCAAAGCCCUCAGCUUCCAUGCCCAUUCAACACCCAACCAAUUUAUCAUGCGCUUCCCAUCAUAAGCCCCUCAAUUUACACCCGCCAUUGUUUCCCUCCAAGCUCAAGAAACUCAGCUUCAGAGUGCUGUGUUCAUCCCAGAACAACGCUCACUCUUCCCCAACUCAAAUCUCGAAUCUUCCAUGGAUUCUCCGGGUCAUACCCGACUGGGCAGACGCAAUCAAGGAGAACCGUAUGCAGCAGAAGAGGGCUUUGUAUACGCACGAAGAUUGGGUGCUCCAUAGGAGCUCUUUGAGGCAUCUUAGGCAUCUGCUCUCGAGCUUGAGUUCUAGGGUUAUCUUGUCGCUGGUGCCGCCGGUUAUCGCGUUCACAUCGGUGGCCGUCGUCGUCGCGUCUUACAAUUCCGCCGUUUCUCUGCAUUGGCUGCCGGAAUUCUUCCCGGUUUUGAGGGCUUCCACCCUGCCUUACCAGCUCACGGCGCCGGCGCUGGCGCUGCUUCUGGUGUUCAGGACUGAGGCUUCGUACUCGCGGCUAGAACAAGGGAGAUUGGCUUGGACUAAGGUGAUUGCAGGGGCCAGUGAUUUUGCGGUGCAAGUGAUUUCUGGUGUUGAGAGCAAAAGUGAUAAAUUGCUUAAAAAUGCUCUUUUGCAGUAUAUCAUGGCCUUCCCAGUUGCUCUUAAGUGCCACUUAGUCUAUGGUUCAGAUAUGGCAAGUGACCUCAAAAACUUGCUGGAGGCUGAUGAUCUGUCUGUAGUUCUCAGUUCGAAACAUCGGCCUCACUGCAUCCUUGAAUUUAUCUCGCAUGGCAUUCGAUCGCUAAACAUAGAGGAGACGAGGCUACAUCUGUUGGAGUCAAAGAUUUCGUGUUUCCAUGAAGGAAUCAGUGCUUGCGAACAGCUCAUGGGCAUUCCCAUCCCGCUAUCGUACACUCGACUAACCUCGAGAUUUUUGGUGCUUUGGCAUCUUACACUUCCCAUUAUACUCUGGGAUGAUUGCCACUGGAUUGUGGUUCCUGCAACCUUCAUCAGUGCUGCUUCUCUUUUCUGCAUUGAAGAGGUUGGUGUACUUAUUGAGGAGCCAUUUCCCAUGCUUGCACUCGAUGAGCUCUGCAAUAUGCUUCACACCAGCAUCCGGGAAGCAGUGGCUAACGAAAAAACCAUUCAAGCGCGCAUCAAUGCAAGACGAAAGAGGCAUUUUACUGAACACUCUCAAAAUGGAUGGCCAACCUCACAGAACUGAAAGAUGGCGCAAUUUUGGUGUACAGGACUGGGAUGCAGAUCUGCCAUGGACACAAUGAAGAGCUGCUGAGCUGAGCAAAAGUCAUCCCACAUCUAAACUGUACAGAGGAUUAGAAUAAAGACUGAACUUCUUGUACAGUGUACAUAUGGUUAUACAAGAAUGUAGCUAGAAAAAUAUAGUUUUGUCACUGCAAUAUAACAUGAACACCCUUCUAUCCACUGAUAUAUAUCAUUAUAUUGCAGCA
Messenger RNA from Ipomoea triloba (trilobed morning glory), 1603 nucleotides. Its product is annotated as UPF0187 protein At3g61320, chloroplastic-like. Gene Ontology annotation, molecular function: voltage-gated chloride channel activity. Bases 118 to 1359 code for a protein of 413 amino acids. Gene Ontology annotation, biological process: regulation of photosynthesis, light reaction. The transcript has 4 exons. The record is from RefSeq and is a predicted model, not a curated record. Lineage: Eukaryota; Viridiplantae; Streptophyta; Magnoliopsida; Solanales; Convolvulaceae.